AUGAGCAACGAGGACACCACCGUGAAGGGCGGGGAAUACAAACCCAAGCCUGCGGAGAUCCUGGCCCUCCGCAACCUGUUAGCCCGCGAAACGUUGCUGCCAAUUGAUGUGAUCGGCAUCAUCUUCGAUUUCGCCGAGUAUUGGGCCCAUUCGAGCAACGAGAUCGAUUUUCCAAAGGAGAUCCAAGGCCCGCUGAUCAUCAGCGGCUCCAGCGCCCGCGAGAACCAGCUCGUGUUGAGGUCGUUUCCUGUUGGCUUCAGGGGCUUCCGUGAGAAGAAGAGCCUCGCUGAAGUGCUUGCAUACGACAGAACCGAGGUCCGACCUCUGGAGCUCGCGAAGGAGAACGAGCCUGAGUUCUUCAAAGAGAUAGCCAGCUACGCCAUGCCUCAACUUGUCCACCCCGUUCGCAGGAUUGUCUUCACCAUAAAGAGCCGAGACCAGGGCUGGGGCGGUUCCGGGCAACACCACGGAACGUAUAAUACAUCCUGGACCUGGUUUGACGUCGGACUUGAACGUUUCGAUGCUUCGCAGACUUAUCUUCGCUACGAAUCGCCAAAUUCUACCCCACCAGCUCUGCCUCUAUGUGCACUUCGGCCGAUACGGCCCAGACUAGAGCCUAGAGAGAAUGGGGAAUUGGCUUUUCAUCACCCACUGAGUGAUGAUGAGGAUGGAAUGGCUAUACAGCACAAUAUUCUAGCGUCCAGGCAGUUCAAAGAGCAUAUUGUGACCUGGGACUGGCAGGAUCAGCCUGACCCAAAUGUGGAAUCACUAAGCGAGGAAUUAGGACGAGGACCUAACACAAUGGACGGCUCAUUUGUUCGGGGGCUUAAAUUAGGGGAUGUGAUCACAGUUUGGGGUAAAGCAAGAUUCCCGGGAUGGGCGAAUCAUGUUGAACGAGUCCAGAUCGAUAUAUUUUGGGCUGUUUAG
Molecule: messenger RNA, 927 nt
Organism: Clonostachys solani
Lineage: Eukaryota; Fungi; Ascomycota; Sordariomycetes; Hypocreales; Bionectriaceae
Source: the annotation of a GenBank genome assembly